Messenger RNA from Bacidia gigantensis, 2340 nucleotides. RefSeq lists its product as uncharacterized. The transcript has 4 exons. Lineage: Eukaryota; Fungi; Ascomycota; Lecanoromycetes; Lecanorales; Ramalinaceae. The record is from RefSeq and is a predicted model, not a curated record. The coding region runs from base 1 to 2340 and encodes 779 amino acids.
AUGUCACGUCGCUCUCACGCAGGAGGAGAUGUCUAUGCAGACGAACGCGAACGCUAUCCUUCGAGGAGGGAACCGUCUCGCCGCCCUCCAGCUGCAGUCUACGAUGAUGAAAUAGACAUUCGUGAACGCCGCCGCACACAUGCCGCCGAGCCUGAUUUCUUGCGUGACGACCAUGGAAGAAGCAGUAACGCUGGGCAGCUGAUCAUAAGAGAACGGUCAAGAUCACGGGACAGAGCACCCUUGAGCAGCGUUGGGAGGAGGGGUGAAUUGGAAGUGAAAGAAGACCUAGUGAUAAGAGAAAGGUCUCGGGAAAGGCCUAAAAGAAGGGAAGUCAAGGAAGAGGAAGUCAUCAUCUCUAAGAAGGACCGCGAGAAGGAGGGUCCUCGGGAUUAUGAGGAGGUGGUGUACUACCCCGAGGCCGAUGUCAGACCUCAACAAAUCAGAAAGGAGCGAGAAGAUUUCUACUACCGUGAGAGGGAGAGGGAGCGGGAGCGGGACUAUGACGAGGUCUUCGUUCCUCCUCGACGGGAGCCAAGAGGCCAAGACAUACGAUAUGAGCGGGAGGACUAUGAGUUCCGACCUCGAAGAGAGCCUAGCCCACCCGAGACUGUCAGGGAAGAGAUAAUCAUAAGGGACGAAGAAAGGCGCCCAAGAUAUAGGGAGGAGCGAGAUGAAGAGAUCAUCAUAAGAGACAAGUCCAGAGAGCGGGAGAGACCAAGAUAUCGGGAUGAGAUCGAUGAACAAAUCAUCAUUCGGGAUCGAUCGCGGGAGCGGCCAGCCUACAGAGAGGAGAGAGACGAAGAGAUCAUCAUUCGAGACCGUGAAAGGGAGAGACCCAGGUACAACGAAGAAAGAGAUGAAGAGAUCAUCAUCAGAGACAGGGAAAGAGAGCGGCCAAGGUACAGGGAUGAUAGAGAUGAGGAGAUUAUCAUUCGAGAUCGGGAAAGAGAGAAACCGAGAUAUAGAGAGGAGCGUGAUGAAGAGAUCAUUAUCCGAGAGAAGGAACGAGAGAGGGAGAAACCUCGAUACAGGGAGGAAAGGGACGAAGAGAUUAUCAUCAGAGACAGAGAGAGGGAAAAGCCUAGGUAUCGGGAAGAAAGAGACGAAGAGAUCAUCAUCAGAGACAGGGAACGAGAGAGGGCAAAACCAAAGUACAAGGAAGAGAGGGAUGAAGAGAUCAUCAUCCGGAGAGGUGAGGGUCCUAGAGACUCGCCUCGUGCGAGAGACCACUUCGACGAGGAGGACAUAAUAUUCCGAGAAAGGGACCGCGACCGGCUGAGGCCUCAACGGAGCUUUGACAGAGAGACUUUGACUGUGCAGCGGGAUAGAUCUAGGCCGGCAACACGUAACGACACCAGGAACGAAAGUAGAGACGAUGAACUCAUCAUUCGCCGCAGCGAAGGUCAAACCCGUGGACCGUCCCGUGGCCCUUCAGUCAGGAGAAAUGACUACAGAGACGAUGAAACGAUAAUUAGUCGGCACGAAAGAGAACGAGAACCACCACGACGUCGAGAGAGGUCGAGAGAGCGGGACGAAGACGAUAUCAUUGUUCGACAUAGAGACGACGGCCACGGUAAGCACAGCGACCAGAUCAUCAUCAGGCGUAACGAGCCGUCACCUUCUCCUGAACGCGCUCCGACACCUCCACCGCCAGCUCCCCUUCCUCCACCUGAGCCUGUUCGGGCGCCCCCUAUCCACCAAGAAAUCAUCACACACCACCGGCACAUCGAUCACGGCUUUGAGCGAGCACCCGAACCACCCCCAGCACCCCGCCCGCGCAGUCCACCUCGUCCACGCUCCCCCUCGCCAGUGCGCGAGGAGCGCAUCGAGAUACGUCAUAGAAGCAAAUCUCAUGGUCGUGUCUACGACGACGACAUCGUCUUCGAACGCGAGCGUGGCGAGCGUCGUCAGCUUCAAGGAGUCCAUCGAGGCCAUGGCGGCAACGAAGCAGAGGGACGAGAGCUUGCUCUUGUCGACCAACGGGACCAACGGCGAUAUGUAAAACAGACUGAUCCUCGAGAUAAAAUGUGGACAGAAGUCACCAAAGACCUUGUCAGCAAAAAAGCAAUUGAGGAGAUGAAGUACGAAUAUGAGGAAACGCCUGAAUUCUACUAUGUCAUGAAAUUUUUGAAAUAUGAGGACGUACUAGCCCUUGUGGAGCUCACCGAUGACAUCAAACACGAUCGGCGCAACCGCAUCAGAGACAUGCAGGCUGAGCGCGAGUUUUUACGAGAUGGGCCACCGAGGCGAGCAUUAGGAGCUCCACGUCAGGACUGGGAUGAGGAACGUAUUGUGGAGAGGGAGAUUGUCUACGACAAUGGUCAAAGGAGGAGAUACUAG